Molecule: messenger RNA, 1050 nt
Organism: Protopolystoma xenopodis
Lineage: Eukaryota; Metazoa; Platyhelminthes; Monogenea; Polystomatidea; Polystomatidae
Source: the annotation of a GenBank genome assembly
AUGCGCGAGGUGGAAGCACGACCAUUCAAUGACCAAAAAGUGCACCUCAACAAGAGCGGUAUCCACCAGAGGUCGCAUAAAGUGACGAAGGACGCAAAGUUUGUCGAGGCGGAAAUUGCACUUCUCAAAUGUAUUCACCCAAUUUCGUGCGACAAAGAAGGAGUGGACGCGCCUUUUUCUGUAUCAAACUCAACUCGCAGCGAGCAGAUUGAGGCAGCCAAAGUAAUCUUUGAUCUUGCCAGCCAGGCUCAGAAACGCACCUUGUCACGUCUGCAAGCGCCUAGUUGCGUUGGUCUGCGCGACAACGUAGACGAUCUCAUCGCCUACCACACCGCCUCAAAGUCUGUCUGCGAGGCACCCUGGCCUGGUCUGAGAGCCAAUCAGAUGGCCGCGAUUCUGACCAAUCCGAGCUGGGCCUGCCGUGCCCUGCCAGUGGAGGGAGCGACACCGCGGCGUCUGGUGUCCAGGCGACGAGGGCAGCAGCGCCACGACAGUCUGACUUUUGUCAAGACAGCCUCGCUCACUCGACCAGAGGCAACAACAUGUCGUGUCCUUGUGUCUGUCUGUGUGUGUGUGUGCUGGAGGCAUGUGCAGGCCGGCAUAGCUUCACACUGGCACCGAACCGUCGGGAUUAGGUUGUCUGGUGCUGCAGCGAUCAAGUGGCCAACUUCACUCGUCGCCGGCUCGUGGGAGGAUUGUUCAUGUUGUCGGGUUGUUGAUGGUGUUGGUGGUGUCGACGCUGUUGACGCUGUUGGCGGUGUUGACGCUGAAGAGGUCGACGGCGUGAUCGUGUCGGUGCCCGUUUGUGCCGCGUGGCGUCGUCGUGUAGCGUCGGCUCAUCUCGUCGUCUCGUCGUCAGCGGUCUCGUCUGCGUGCCGGCCAGCAACAAGAGUCGAACCCGGUCGAAAGCAGGCCAGGCCGCAUGAGUCGGCCGGGAGGAGGCGAGGCGACCGGAUCGGUGCACCCACCUCCCUGCUAGCACAGGCGGGACUGGCUGUCGAGGAUGGGACAGAAAUUGUCCUGCCUGGCACCGAACCGCGCGGUGAGUAG